This is a messenger RNA of Mucor velutinosus, 2040 nucleotides long. RefSeq names its product Cruciform DNA binding protein (gene CRP1). The transcript is spliced from 3 exons. Gene Ontology annotation, cellular component: nuclear chromosome; nucleus. Gene Ontology annotation, molecular function: transcription coregulator activity; zinc ion binding; sequence-specific DNA binding. NCBI's taxonomy places the organism in Eukaryota, Fungi, Mucoromycota, Mucoromycetes, Mucorales, Mucoraceae. Bases 1 to 2040 code for a protein of 679 amino acids. The record is from RefSeq and is a predicted model, not a curated record. Gene Ontology annotation, biological process: positive regulation of pseudohyphal growth by positive regulation of transcription from RNA polymerase II promoter; chromatin remodeling.
AUGCAACGCAAUCUAUUGUUUUUACAACAGCAACAACAGCAGCAACAAGCAUUGGCUCGUCAAGCGCAACAACAAAGAGCUGCUGCUACUAUGGCUGCUUCUGGAGGUCAGGUAAAUCCGUUGGCAGAUCCAAUAAAUACACUAUGGGCUCAACAACAACAACAACAGAGAUUAGCACAACAGCCUAAUGUAUUACUACAGCAACAGCUUCAAUUAGAAAAUGACAAUAGAAUCAAGCAACAAAAGUUUUUGCAACAACAACAACAACAACAACAACAACAACAACAACAACAACAACAACAACUGACAUCCAUGUAUAAUGUGACACAAAAAGAGACGCCAUCACAGCCACCACCACCACCACCACCACUUUUUCAGAGACCAUCAUCAAGUACACCAUCGACUGUACAGCCUCUCAUCUUCCCUGCACAUGCCAUUAAUGUCAAGACAAUGCUAGAGCAAAAGAACCUGGAUCUUUACGAGGGCCGUGAUCAGCAUUAUCAACGUACGUUGGACAUGCAACACAAGAGACACAUGGAACUAGCACAAUCAAAAAAGCACGAAAUUGACUUGGCCAACAACGAGCGUAGACUUAGAUCACAAAGCCGUGGCAUUUUGGCAUUUGGGAAGGGUUAUAACGGAUAUGGUAAUGGCAGAACAAGUGACAGUAAUCAAGGCAAAGUGCUGUUUCCUGCAGCCAAGAAGCGCAAAAGAUUCCACCACACAACAGCUGUCAAACUGUCCUACCAGCAAUGCUUGGAACAGGCCAACAAGGAAGAGAUGCUGGUGCCCAUUCGUUUGGAUUUAGAAAGCGAUGGCUACAAAGUCAGAGACACAUUUACAUGGAACAUGAACGAAUCAUCGAUUACACCUGAGCAGUUUGCAGACAUCACUUGCGAGGAUUUGCGUCUACCAUCCACUAUAUUUUCCUCUCUCAUUUCAGCGAGUAUCAAGGAACAGAUUCAAGAGUACUUUUUGAACGCCUCGAGUAUGAUUAGCGAUGACCAACAAGACCAAGCUUUGAAUCCUUACGACGAAUUCAUGCAGUGCAAAAAGCGAAAGACGGCCUGGAUACCAACGAAGGAUCAUAUCAAAGAUAAUGACAGGGUGGAAUUGAGAACGCUGAUUCGACUGGACAUCAUUGUUGGCAACAGGAUUCUCAACGAUCAGUUUGAAUGGGUCAUUACGUGUGAAAAGAACUCGCCAGAGUCAUUUGCAGAGACCAUGGCUACGGAUUUGGGGUUGGGUGGUGAAUUCAAAACUGCGAUUGCUCACUCCAUCCGAGAACAAGUGUAUGUGUUUAUUAAAUCGCUGCUACUAACAGGAUACGAGUUUGGUGAUGGACCCGUGGAAAAUGAAGACUUACGACGCAGCUUUCUGCCAGUCAUCCGCAACGCAGUUAGGGAUUGUCGUCUGGUAGAGCGAUUUACGCCAUCGCUGAUAGAAGCGACAGAUGCCGAAAUUGCAAAGAUUGAAAAAGGCAGAACCAGGGAGUCCAGAAGAAAGAGACGAGGCGUACGUAACAGAAGGGGGGUAGCAGCAACAUUGCCAGAUCGUGAGCCUGUGCCUACGUAUCGCACCGUCUUUGCUUCACCACCAGAACACGAAAUGACAGACGACCAGUUUUUAAAGAGCAUGCAAACCACGCAAGAUACGACACCAUCUUUGCAUAGCCAAAGACGAAGUGCCAUGAAGGCUCGCAUGAAUAUCGCAGCAGAAGCCGCUGGUGUCUCGUUGACUUCAGGUCAGUUGGUGGCCAAUGCUGAUGACAAUGUAUCCGCCGUUGAUCAAAUGACACAUCCUGUUGCGAGCAAAAUAAUGGAUGCUUCAUGGAGAUGUACUGAUUGCAACUGUUCACCAUUUAUGACGACCAUCAUUCGCGCUGGACCAGCGGGUGAUAGAACGCUCUGUAAUGCCUGUGGACUAUAUAGAUAUAAAUUCAGUAGUAUUCGCCCUCAAAAUUACAUGGACAAAGAGAUUAAGAAUGAUAUACCACAUCUCAAUGACUGGCAAAACUACAUGGCAAAAUAUAGAGCGUAA